Messenger RNA from Pecten maximus, 1969 nucleotides. RefSeq lists its product as uncharacterized. Bases 69 to 761 code for a protein of 230 amino acids. The transcript has 4 exons. Lineage: Eukaryota; Metazoa; Mollusca; Bivalvia; Pectinida; Pectinidae. The record is from RefSeq and is a predicted model, not a curated record.
UUAUAUUGGGCACGGAACCUGCAUUUCUCAUUUUAAUACAGAGGGACCCGAUAUUCUUGACCAUCGAUAUGUUUUCUUCGGUCUUUGCACUGUUCAUGUUCACAUUUGUGCAACUUUCGGAGUGUUCAAGCUGUGUGGAAGUCAGUUCAGACAUGAUGAAGAGAUUUGUCAGUGGGCAGAAAAUUAUAUCUGGGGGAAUUCAACAUGAAGAAUUAUAUUCCCUGAGAGACUGUAUUAAAGAGUGUUGGCUGCAAUCUCGGUGUAAAACGAUUACGUAUCACCGUACAGACCUGACCUGUGACAUUGGAGGGACUUUGGCUGUGGUCAAAGAUACGAAUGACCAGAAUUACGUCACCAGUAAUAGGACUGACUGGCCACGUCCACUACUCAUGGACCUAGUAGGUGUGUGUGGUAACCAUACCUGUACAGCAGAUGAGAGAUGUGUCGCUCUGGGGAACGGCAAACAGCAUUGUAUAGCUCUGACAUACGUGCCUGACUUCGUGUUAUUUAUAAAGACACUUUACUGGUUUGGAAGAGAUAAGAAACCAUGGGCAGAUGCUGAGAAUGACUGUGCUGCCUACGGUGGGUCCCUAGCCCGACUGGAUUCUCAGUCAAUCAAUACCUUCUGUUUGAAAGAAAUGACUGCUAGAAGUAAGAAAAAUAUCCACAUAUCAAAUCUUUAUCUUAUUCAUCCAUGCAAUUUAUGGACCGAGAAAAUUAUAUAUGUCACGCUACCUAUACGAGUGUGUUGCGUUGACUAAAACAAAAGGUCAACGACGAUAUUUGACAUCACUUACAAUAUCUGACGUCCAGUAGGACUCUGCCCAUGCGUAGAACACAACCACAAGUUUGAUCCGUAUUGUCGUUUCAUAUAACUACGCCUUGGUCAUCCAUCGUCCACUUAUUUUGUUAAAUUCAUCUAAAUAUUGCAGACAUCCAGUAAACACUAAAAAAAUAAUAACAUACACUACGACUACAUCAUUAAAAUUGCGAUCAUACAUUUUUACUGGUUCAGUUCGCAGUUAUACAAAGGGAAAAGCUUCACUUUAAUCGCUUCGAAACACUGAACGUACAAAUAAUUAAGUGAUUCAAAACAUUCCUCUUAAAUAAAGAUUUGCAAUUCAUAUUUAUUUCUAAUAUUGCUGGAAACAUUCCCCAGAAAAUCUGGAUAGAUAACUCAUUACUGUUCUCGUUGCAGACCUCCAAACCGUAUUCAUGGCCGCUAAUGAUAUCGAUGUAGAAGGUGAAUGGAGAUGGGGCAGGGCAGGUGUUUCACUUCGGUAUUCCAACUGGUCCCCAGGGACACCGUCUGGUCGUGUCGCGGAUGAAGACUGUGCCGCAGUGUUACCUAUGGGCUCUUGGAUUGAUACGCCCUGUCACACCCUACAUUAUUACAUAUGUGAGAAACCCUUGGCAUGAGGUAUUCUAUUUAGCCGACAGAAAUUCUCAUCAACGUUUAUAUUACGGUGGCACAAUCUAAUUAAAACAUAGAUGUUCAUUAUCACUACGUGUAACGUAGUGAGAGUGAGCAUCUAUAUCUAAAUUAUAUUGACAUUGACACUGUCAUAUAAACAUGACGUCAUCAUAUUAUUGUGAUGCCAUUCUGUCGUGAAACAUUAUGUCAUAGCAAUGAUUACAUAAUGUCGCCAUGGAACAUGACAUCACCACAAGUAUUGUUUAUAGACAUUUAUCACAAUGAAACUUUAAAGUCGUGUCAAAAUACAAGGAAUACAUUACCAAAAUAACCACCAGGCUUUAACUACCGCCGGUAAACAAAUUGGUAAACAACUAGUUUUGUUUUGUUUUGGACUCCAAGAGCGUAAAAAGUGAACUGAUCAUUUUUGUGUGAGGUGAAAUAUAUCCCUUUAAACGAUAUACGUUUUUAUAUCAGUUACUGAACAAAUAUAUUUAAGGAAACACUGAAAGACUUCGUAAUAAAUUCCCUGCACUAUGUUUUGGUUACAAAAAA